Molecule: messenger RNA, 1046 nt
Organism: Diachasmimorpha longicaudata
Lineage: Eukaryota; Metazoa; Arthropoda; Insecta; Hymenoptera; Braconidae
Exons: 6
Coding region: 16-918 (300 amino acids)
Source: RefSeq, a predicted model, not a curated record
UUGGGUUAUGAGAGCAUGGAGGAGGACAGAAGGGCACAUCAGCCAUCCACCGCGGGCCGAAGGGAGGUUACAAGAGUAGCUAGGGAUAAGUCCAAAGCUGGUGCCCUCAAAAUAGAAUUCCAGUAUUAUGGAGGAAUAAUCGGGAACCUGGAGCCGGCCCUGACCGAUGGAGGUGAGCGUGCCCUGGCCUCGAAAUGGACGAAAAAAUUAUUCGGCGUUGAGUAUCACGUGGAGGUGUUGAUGGAAAAGCGUAACAGGUACCUGGCGGCCUUGGCGAUCAAUAUGAUCAAUGACGAGAUGAGCGGGGUCUUCGAGACUGUACCCCCGGAGGGACCGCUACAAGAAAUUGAAGAAUUACCGAUCACCAGCCCGGGUCAGGCCGAGUGGGAGAGGGAUACCACGUGGUCGGAGUUCUACUCUGCCAUUCCCGAGGACAUGGACGAAAUUUCCUGCUCUUUUCAUUCCAACGAGGAGGAUUGUGAGGAACAUUCAGAGAUAGAUAAGCAGUUGGAAAAUGAAUUUUGGUUUCUCCUGUACCACAUUCGACCCUGCGCCGCGAUAAUGCCCUGUCCCUCCUCUAAAUCCAAAGUAAUUCAUUGGAUUUACGCCCUCUGUCGGUUGAGCGCGAAGAAAUGUCACAAAAUGAAGAAUUUGAGGAACGAAUAUGCUUAUUCCCUCUAUUCGUAUGUCGUCGAUCUCAAAGCUGCUGGACCUUUCGAGGAGAGCCCUCCGAGGCGAAAAUUACCUCCUCUUGCCGAAUUAGCCAAAAAAAUUGCUAAGAGGUAUCCCAUAACAUCUCCCUACAACUCCCAGGCAAAUUCAUUCAUGGAGACACAACCCACCCCCGAGGAAGGUGCAAUAUGUUACGUAGCAGUCACUGGAAAUAUGUUCGAUCCAAAUAAAUUACUUCCGAGAUAAUGCUUCACGAAAAAUCGAAUACAAUCGCAUGUCGACCCCAAAGAAAGCAGAAAAGUCAAUCAAAUUAAUCUAUUGAAUUUUUCAGAAUAAUAUUUCCACCCGAGUGUCUCGUAUUUUUCAAAAAAAUA